AUGUCGAAGCCAUCUACUAUCCGAAGAUAUGGCAAACAACACAAGAAGCCCAAAGGCGACCGCUUGUUCGUCGAUCUUCUUCAAACGCCCGUCCGAGCUGCGCUUCAAGAACAACCAGAUGCAAUCAACAAGUUAACCGAAAAUAUCACGACAAUGAGUUUCCAGGAUCGGCACGAAAUCUCUCCUGCCCCUGUGAAGCAAAAGUUCAAAUCCCACGAGCGGCGGAAGAAACAGGUGACCGAUCCAAGGUCUGAGCCUGUGUCCGAUGCUGUGCCCGAGGAUCCACCUGAGACUGUUGCGCCUUAUAUUAGCAACGAAAGCUCUCUAGGGAAACAAGCAAAGAAAUCUCGCAGUCGAUGCAAGAAGAAAACCGGUGAUGCAGAGUCUACCGUUCAGUCUGUUCAGGUUGUCCAAUCCACGCCCGCCAAGACCCCGGAUAAGGCCGCCCGAGCGCCAGAAGAUGGGUUGUCAGACGCAGAGCUCAGGGUACUAUCUUGGUCUGAAGUAUGUCCGCCAGGUGACAAGAUAGUCAAGAUCGCGGAAGCAUCUUAUGCGGAGGUCUACCUGGUCACCAAUGAGCGCGGUACAAGUAUCGUAAAAGUUAUCCGGAUGGAAUCGCCCAUCAAAGCCCAAACGAAAGCCCAGGAGAAAUCUGGACUGGUUGACGAGGAGCCACAUUUAGAAUCUGACUUGAUGGGCGAGCUGAAGAUCUCCGAAUGGCUUGCGGAUAUUCCUGGUUUCGUGGUAUACAAGGAGAGGUAUAUCGUGCAGGGCAAGGCGUGCAAGGAACUUCUCGAGACGCAUCAGGCUUUCCAUAAGAAAGUCAAGAGGAAAGACCCUGAUAGGCUGCAAUUCUAUCCUUCGCCGAGUCGGUAUUUGGACGCAACGAAGUUCCUCGUUGUUGAGCUUGGAGAUGCCGGGACAGCUUUGGAGGACUUUGAGCUCUCGACCACCGAUCAGCUGUGGGACAUCUUCUUCCAUACCGCGAUCGCACUGGCCCGGGCCGAAGUUCAUAUAGAGUUUGAGCAUCGAGACCUACACGAAGGAAACUUAUGUAUUCGAAGGGCAGGGGAACCCCGCCAUCCAGAAGAUCGGGACUCUCUAGCCUAUUUUGGCCACUCGGGUCUCGAAAUAACCAUCCUCGACUAUGGGCUUUCCCGUGCCAGCUCCGACUGUGAAGCUGAGCCUAUUGCCUACGAUCUCGAGAGAGAUUUGAGUCUGUUCACGAGCGAGCACGCGCCGCAGUGCGAGGUCUACAGACAGAUGAGAUCUUUUCUUUUGCGAGGGGACCGCAAGUGCCUGCCACCAAAAAGCCACAGGACGGCGUACGCACAAGGCAUUGAUGGUCCCAUCACAUGGGCGCAACACGAGCCUUAUACGAACGUAUUGUGGCUGGCCUACAUAUACGGAUAUCUUGUCGACAACUUCCGAGGUCCCAAGAAGGAACUAAAUGCAUUCAAGCGAGUUACCAAGAGCUUCUGGACACACCUGAACCCGGAAGCCGAUGAAUGUAUCCCUGGUUUUGCCAGUGCUAGCGACAUUGUCAGAUUUGCCAUCGAGUCGGAAUGGAUUGAUGAGGACCAGCUGAGUGGAGGCAGAGAUGAAAUCGAGAAGUCAAUACUGUCGAUCAUGGGCAACGACAAUAUUCUGCACAAGGUCAAUGAACUCUCAAUCAGCGAACCUGCGCUUCGGAGGUCACCACGGCGUCAAACUCAACGACGUAUUGAAUAA
Messenger RNA from Pseudomassariella vexata, 1731 nucleotides. RefSeq lists its product as uncharacterized. Bases 1 to 1731 code for a protein of 576 amino acids. Gene Ontology annotation, biological process: intracellular signal transduction; mitotic cell cycle. Lineage: Eukaryota; Fungi; Ascomycota; Sordariomycetes; Amphisphaeriales; Pseudomassariaceae. The record is from RefSeq and is a predicted model, not a curated record. Gene Ontology annotation, molecular function: histone H3T3 kinase activity. The transcript is spliced from 2 exons. Gene Ontology annotation, cellular component: nucleus; cytoplasm.